Molecule: messenger RNA, 629 nt
Organism: Phalaenopsis equestris
Lineage: Eukaryota; Viridiplantae; Streptophyta; Magnoliopsida; Asparagales; Orchidaceae
Exons: 2
Coding region: 22-504 (160 amino acids)
Source: RefSeq, a predicted model, not a curated record
UCCUCCACCAGUUCUCUUAGGAUGGCCCCGUCGAAAUGGCGGCCUUGGAGGAUCCUCGCCCGUGCUAAGGCGAAAGGUGUCGACCUAAUGCUCAAUGCCGCCAUUGAAGGCGCUCCCCUCAAUUCGCUCAACGUCCGCAAGAGGUUCUUCCUCCUCCUCGGCCUCCAGCGGUUCUUCAUCGCAGUAAAGCUGGAAACCUACGAUUUCGAGCCAAAGGGAACUUUCAAGAAAUCAAAAAUUUUACAGUUAUUAGGAAAGAUCUUCGUCCGGAGAAGAAAGAUGCGGUGGAUCAGGGACAAUGCCGGAGCUCAGAAGAGUUCGAAGCUUUGGCUACCCUAUCUCGCUUCGCUCCAGAUUCUUUCAUCAAAGAUUUCACCUUCAAAUUGGAGUUGGACGAUAUGGCCUGCAAUCUUCAUUUUAUCAUUAUUAUUUUUCUGUGAGGUAAUGCAACCAAAUUACAAUCUUCUUUGCACUUUUUGUGUGAAUGUUUCCUACUUAUUGUAGUGUUUUCUCAAUGAAAUAAUUGUACCUUAUAUUUAUCCAUGACAAUAUCUUUAAAUUAUUCUUAGACACGUGUGAUCCUUUCCUAAAGCUUGAAGUAGAUCUGUCGAUUUGCUCGUCUUUGAAUA